Messenger RNA from Coccidioides posadasii C735 delta SOWgp, 1605 nucleotides. RefSeq lists its product as uncharacterized. NCBI's taxonomy places the organism in Eukaryota, Fungi, Ascomycota, Eurotiomycetes, Onygenales, Onygenaceae. The record is from RefSeq and is a predicted model, not a curated record.
AUGUCCCAGAGUCAUGGCGCGCCCGCAGUCACGCUAAAACCUCGUCGCCUGCUUCGUGGCGAGAUCACAUAUUCCGCUGCAAAAACUCAGGACGCCAAUAUUCUCCAUGAGCUGGGCUACAGGAAUCAGAAAAUUCGAUAUUUUACUCAUCUCUACCGGAAUCGCAAGCUGAUUGAAACAAUUGUUGCGCACCACCUCGGCUUGGCUUCGGCAAAUGCAUGUCAUCUUGUUGAUGUGGAGGACUGGAUAGAUGGAAGCUUCAAUGUUUGCAUCGGAGUUGAUAUCGAUGGCCAGGAACGAGAUGGCGGAAAUAAAUUGAUGAUUCGAUUUCCCUUGCCAUACCGGGUUGGCGAGGACUCUUGCCCAGGAAACGCAGAUGAGAAGAUCCGUUGUGAAGUGGGCACAUAUGCAUGGCUCCAAGAAAACUGUCCAGAUGUGCCCAUUCCGCGCCUGUACGGAUUUGGACUAUCUACUGGUCAGACCUUCACUCUUCUCGACAACCUGCCGUUUAUAACCCGCGCUAUUGAGUAUGUGCGCCGUCGUUUGUUAAAAUGGCUGGGGCAUCCAGUUCCUUCUCGCUACGUUCAACAUCAAAGCAAAGUGAAUUCUACCCUAAGCACAGGGUAUUUGUUGAUUGAAUAUAUCGAUCCAUCACGGGGCAAAAUGCUUUCCGAAACAUGGGAGGAAGGACGCCAUGAUGUUAACUUGAGAACAAAUCUCUUCCAUGGUAUUUCACGCAUUUUACUGGCUUCGGCACGCACACCGUUACCAAAAAUCGGUUCCUUUGUUUUAGAUAAUAGAGGGUACUUGAGUUUAAGUAACAGACCUCUUACUGUUCAACAUCAACUAUUGGAAAAUGAGCACAUUCCAGUUGACAUCCCGCGAAAUGUGACUUAUUCCACAGUUGACUCCUAUAUCAAUGAUAUUCUUGCCUACCAUGAGAGCCGCUUCCGCCACCAGCCUAAUGCGCUCAGUGAUCUUCAGGAUGGCUUCUAUCAGACAUGUGCAUUGAUGGUUAUGAGAAGUGUUUGGCCUUGUUUUUUUCGCCGUGAUCUUUUUCGAGGUCCAUUCUUUCUAUGCCUCACCGAUCUACAUCAGAGCAACAUUUUUGUGGAUGAUGAUUGGAAUGUCAAGUGCCUUAUCGAUCUCGAGUGGGCCUGCUCCCGCCCUGUGGAAAUGAUCCACCCUCCGUAUUGGUUGGCAAACCAAACUAUCGAUAUGGUUGACGUCGAUGACUACGAGAGUCUUCGCAAAGAAUUCAUGGAGGCCCUUGAGGAGGAAGAAACGAAGAGCACGCCAGGAUUGCAACAGUCGCCAGUCCAACUAUACCCCAUUUUGCAACAGGGAUGGGAGAGAGGGACCUUUUGGUGCUCUCUUGCGCUUAAUAGCCCAACAGCCUUGUUCAAGAUCUUCUACGACUACAUCCAACCGAAGUUCUCUAAGACUCAUAAAGAUGACGAAGCAUUCUGGUUAAUCACGAUGCGUUACUGGGCGUUUGAUGCAUUUAAUUUUCUUGAACGCAAAUUGAAAGAGAAGGAGCAAUACGAUAUAUCUUUGCGGGAAGCAUUUGAGGAAUGUUCGGAUGCUAAGACCAAUACAUCUUAG